This is a messenger RNA of Protopterus annectens (West African lungfish), 1693 nucleotides long. It is a transcript of the gene DMC1, whose product is annotated as DNA meiotic recombinase 1. The transcript has 13 exons. Gene Ontology annotation, cellular component: nucleus; condensed nuclear chromosome. Bases 313 to 1341 code for a protein of 342 amino acids. Gene Ontology annotation, biological process: mitotic recombination; reciprocal meiotic recombination; chromosome organization involved in meiotic cell cycle. NCBI's taxonomy places the organism in Eukaryota, Metazoa, Chordata, Ceratodontiformes, Protopteridae. The record is from RefSeq and is a predicted model, not a curated record. Gene Ontology annotation, molecular function: DNA strand exchange activity; ATP hydrolysis activity; single-stranded DNA binding.
GCUGUGUGUUAAUUGCUCGAAAAUAAGAAAUAUAUUUUCCAGUAAAUAUUACAAUAAAGUGCAAAUUCAAUAAUAGCUACAUUUACUUAAAAACGCAAUCUCAAAGAGAAGCGAAGUUAUCAAAACGUACUUUUCAUUUCUUUUUUGCAUGUCUGAGACAACUACGGUAAAGACAUAAACUACUUCGUACUGGAUGACCAAUCCAAUUUAAAUGUAGCCUGCCACGUUCACUACACUUUAUACCGCCAGCAACGUUAACUGUUUCCUUAGUUUUCAUCUGUAAUUAAACUUAGAUUAGUAAAUUCUACCAUCAUGAAAGCAAUGGACGAACAAGUCGUUGAAGAGGAAGUGGGCUUCCAAGACGACGAGGAAUCCUUUUUCCAGGAUAUAGACCUGUUACAGAAACAAGGAAUUAAUGUUGCAGAUAUUAAGAAGCUGAAGUCUGUUGGGAUUUGUACUGUAAAAGGGAUACAGAUGACUACAAAGAAGGCACUCUGCAAUAUUAAAGGACUGUCAGAAGCCAAAGUGGAAAAAAUCAAGGAAGCUGCAAAUAAACUUAUUGAGCCUGGGUUUUUAACAGCACUUGAAUACAGUGAGAAAAGGAAAUUUGUUUUUCAUAUCCCUACAGGAAGCCAGGAAUUUGACAAAUUACUAGGUGGAGGUAUUGAAAGUAUGGCAAUCACAGAGGCCUUUGGAGAAUUUAGAACUGGAAAAACACAACUAUCUCACACCCUUUGUGUAACAGCUCAGCUUCCAGGACCAAGUGGAUACUCAGGAGGAAAAGUUAUCUUUAUCGACACUGAAAACACUUUCCGUCCAGACCGUCUUCGAGACAUUGCUGAUCGAUUUAAUGUAGAUCAUGUUGCAGUGUUAGAUAAUGUGCUGUAUGCCCGUGCAUAUACAAGUGAACACCAGAUGGAAUUGCUGGACUAUGUAGCAGCAAAAUUUCAUGAAGAAGCAGGGAUCUUCAAACUAUUGAUUAUUGAUUCUGUAAUGGCUCUUUUUCGGGUGGAUUUCAGUGGCCGGGGUGAACUGGCUGAGAGGCAACAGAAGCUUGCUCAGAUGUUAUCUAGACUUCAGAAAAUUUCUGAGGAGUACAAUGUAGCUGUGUUCAUAACAAAUCAGAUGACUGCAGACCCAGGAGCUACUAUGACUUUUCAGGCUGACCCUAAGAAACCAAUUGGCGGUCACAUUUUAGCACAUGCCUCAACAACACGUAUUUGCUUACGAAAAGGGAGAGGUGAACUUCGUAUUGCAAAAAUUUAUGACAGUCCAGACAUGCCUGAAAAUGAAGCAACAUUUGCAAUAACUCCAGGAGGAAUUGGAGAUGCCAAGGAGUAAAGCAAACUGUGUUGUCUUUGUUGGAAAAACUAGAUAUUAAAAAGCAAAACCAUAGUGUUUGAUGAUCUAUCUGCUCAUUAAGAUAAACUUAAAAUUCAUGGUCUGUAUUUUGCAAAAUAUACAGUGACUAAGUUUUACUAUUUGUAAAAAUAGUAUAUAGCACAGUUGCAUUUUAAUAAUUACACCUUAAAUAAUAUGGAACACCAAGUGUAUUACAUUAAAAGUUAGAGAAUAUUUUAAACAAAAUUUUAAUUGGGAUGGCUGUCAUUAAUUUAUUGUUGCAUUAUUAUUUCAUAGAUAUUGAUAAAUACUUUUAGGAAUAUUUACAGUGUUUGCUUUGCAGUUUUCAUGU